UCACACGUUUUGUCUUAGUAAAUGGUGAUGUUGUUUGUUUACCAAACUGCCUUCAUCUCAUUCUGCUGUGGAAGCUAUACAAAAGUUUAGUCCAAUUCAAAGCUUACCCCUUCCUCUUCUUGGUAUGUAUAUUUGUCUUCCUCUCUUUUCUUGAAAUCAAAUCCAAAUGUUCAUUUAGUAAUCUCAAUCUUCUUAUCUGAACAAAGGGUAUUGUUGCUGUGUUCGUGAUUGAUUUGAUUUCUGCUUAGAUUUUAUGAUGAAUGAACACUAUGGGAAUUCAAGGGCAAGCUCCUCAAGCUCGAUUUCCAGUGCUAGUUUGAAUAGCAAUUCAUUGGGUACGGAGGAUGAUCAUACUAUUGCUAAGAUAUUAGCUGAGGAGGAAAAUGCUUUGCAGCACAUGGGCAAGCUUGGAAAGAGGCUUUCUCAUCUAGACUCAAUUCCGCACACCCCAAGGGUAAUUGGAGAGAUACCUGAUACAAAUGAUGCCACAUUAGACCACUCAAGGCUCUCUGGCAGGUUGGCAACAUAUGGUCUUACUGAAAUUCAAAUUCAGGGAGAUGGGAAUUGCCAGUUCCGAGCCCUUUCAGAUCAGCUUUAUAGAAAUCAAGAUUACCACAAGUAUGUAAGAAAGCAGGUUGUCAAACAGCUAAAACAUUACAGAAAGCUAUAUGAAGGUUACGUUCCAAUGAAGUAUAAAAGCUACUUGAAGAAGAUGAAGAGAACAGGGGAAUGGGGAGAUCAUGUUACUCUCCAAGCUGCAGCAGAUCGAUUUGGAGCUAAAAUAUGUUUAGUAACUUCCUUUCGAGACACCUGUUACAUUGAGAUCCUUCCCAAGGACACCCAACCUUCUAAAGAAUUCUGGCUGAGCUUUUGGAGCGAGGUACACUACAAUUCAUUAUAUGAAACUGGAGAGGUUCAAACCAGAAUCCAGCGAAAGAAGCAUUGGCUUUUUUAGAGCAGCCAGAGUGUAGCUGUUGAGUCUAAUAUAUAUGUGGUUUUCGACGAUUUAUUUACUUUGAGGAAGCAAUGGGUUGUAGUGAUUAUACCAUAAAAUGCCUUGUAUAUAAUACUACAGAACAAUAACAAAUAGCUAACAGCCCCCCCUCAUAGCUACAGACUUGGCUGAGAAAAACUAGUGCAAAAAAUGUUCAUUUGCAGAUUCUUGAAAGCCACUUUCAUCUUCUGUUCCUUUGGGUACAAAAUUGUGUCAUAUAUUCAUUUAUAUUUUAGUGGAGAGGUUAUGCAGAAAUGAAUGCAUGCGUACAUACAUAUAUGUAUGUAUGUAUGUAUGAUUGAUUC
Ipomoea triloba (trilobed morning glory) is the source of this 1299-nucleotide messenger RNA. Its product is annotated as OVARIAN TUMOR DOMAIN-containing deubiquitinating enzyme 11. Gene Ontology annotation, molecular function: cysteine-type deubiquitinase activity. Gene Ontology annotation, biological process: protein deubiquitination. The coding region runs from base 254 to 955 and encodes 233 amino acids. NCBI's taxonomy places the organism in Eukaryota, Viridiplantae, Streptophyta, Magnoliopsida, Solanales, Convolvulaceae. The transcript has 10 exons. The record is from RefSeq and is a predicted model, not a curated record.